Messenger RNA from Triticum dicoccoides, 1223 nucleotides. RefSeq names its product heavy metal-associated isoprenylated plant protein 39-like. NCBI's taxonomy places the organism in Eukaryota, Viridiplantae, Streptophyta, Magnoliopsida, Poales, Poaceae. The record is from RefSeq and is a predicted model, not a curated record. The transcript has 3 exons. Gene Ontology annotation, molecular function: metal ion binding. The coding region runs from base 269 to 745 and encodes 158 amino acids.
AUUCCCCGGCGCCACCGUACCGUACGUACUCCCCGACGGUCUACACCUUCCCAACCCCCAACAACACUAAACACUGGGGGUGCGCCGGCACCCCCGUACGUACCACGGCCUCCGGCUCUAAAAUAAAACCACACGGCCCAGCUACUCCCAGAUUAUACUCCCAUACAGCUCCAUCGUCGCCGGGAGAGAAAGCCGCCGCGCCCCGUUCCAUUUCAACUCAUCCCAUCCUUCCAAGUUCGUCGUGGAUCCCAGCCGGGCCGUCGGAUCGAUGGCCGCCGUGAAGAAGGUGGUGGUGAAGCUGGACCUGCACGACGACACGGGGAAGCGCAGGGCGAUCAAGGCCGUCUCCACUCUCUGUGGCAUCGACCAGAUCGUCGUGGACAUGAAGGACGACAAGAUGACGGUCGUGGGCACGGUCGACCCCGUCCACGUCGUCGGCAAGCUGCGCAGGCGCUUCUGCACGGUGCAGGUGGUCUCCGUCGGCCCGGCCAAGGAGGAGGAGAAGAAGGAGGUCUCCGUCGGCCCGGCCAAGGAGGAGGAGAAGAAGAAGGAGGUCUCCGUCGGCCCGGCCAAGGAGGAGAAGGACGACUGCGGGUGCGGGGACAAGAAGGACGCGAGCACGCUCGUCCCAGUGUGCCUGCCGGCGUGCUACCCGCCGCCGCACUGGUACCCGCCGCCUCAGCACCCGCACCCGUGCUACUUCAUCCACACCGAGGAAGGCCCCAAUGCGUGCGUCAUCUGCUGAUCGCCGCACAUUUUUUGCAGCCGGCCUGCAUUGCCAGCCGAUUGUUCGAUCGGGACUCAUCAGCCUACCUGCACCGGCGAUCGGCGGCGUGCGUUAUAUAUAUAUGGCCGUGUGAGCUAAAUAUUGCACCGUACCAGUGACCCAGCAGCUUGCUGCGCAUCUGCUGAUCGACGGAGUUGUGGUGUGGGUAAGAACUAAAUAAAACUGCUGUAUUUGGGUUUCGAACGAGUAUACAGCUAGCUACGCCAAAAUUUCUACAUCCAUUUACGAUCUAAGCUCUGCAUGCAUCUGUGUGGCGCACCUCGCAGUGCCGUCGUCGCUGCCGUGUACAGCCGGUCCCAACAUUUUAUCUGAUGCACUGCGCGGUGAAGUACUACAGACUGUUAGACUGUAUUUACAUGUGUAUAUUGUAACGUUGUAUACCACCUCAUUAUAUAUAUAUGUGAUAGGCCACCCCUAGAGGGUUGUGCCGGUUCCC